This is a messenger RNA of Orycteropus afer afer, 5820 nucleotides long. It is a transcript of the gene ADAMTS3, whose product is annotated as ADAM metallopeptidase with thrombospondin type 1 motif 3. Gene Ontology annotation, molecular function: metalloendopeptidase activity. Gene Ontology annotation, biological process: extracellular matrix organization; proteolysis. Gene Ontology annotation, cellular component: extracellular matrix. Lineage: Eukaryota; Metazoa; Chordata; Mammalia; Tubulidentata; Orycteropodidae. The record is from RefSeq and is a predicted model, not a curated record.
GCUCUGCCCAGUAGUUGAAAAGUGAACUCGACUCGUGAUGGUUCUCCUGUCACUUUGGUUGAUAGCAGCCGCUCUGGUAGAGGUUAGGACUUCAGCUGAUGGACAAGCUGGUAAUGAAGAAAUGGUGCAACUAGAUUUACCACUAAAGAGACAUAGAGAUUAUGAGCUGGUGACUCCAGUCAGCACAAAUCUAGAAGGACACUAUCUCUCCCAUAUUCUUUCUGCAAAUCACAAAAAGAGAUCAACAAGGGACGUGUCUUCCAACCCUGAGCAGUUGUUCUUUAACAUCACAGCAUUUGGAAGAGAUUUUCAUCUCCGCCUAAAGCCCAACAAUCAACUAGUAGCUCCUGGGGCUGUUGUGGAAUGGCAUGAGACACCUCUAGUACCUGGGAAUAUAACUGACCCCAUUAAUGAUCAUCAACCAGGAAGUGCUUCAGAAAGGAUUUGGAAAACAGAGCCUUUGCAGACUAACUGUGCUUACGUUGGUGACAUCAUGGACAUUCCAGGAACCUCUGUUGCCAUUAGCAACUGUGAUGGCCUGGCUGGAAUGAUAAAGAGUGACAAUGAUGAGUAUUUCAUUGAGCCUUUGGAAAGAGGCAAGCAGAUGGAGGAAGAAAAAGGAAGGAUUCAUGUUGUCUACAAGAGGUCAGCUGUAGAACCAGCUCCCAUAGACAUGUCCAAAGACUUUCACUACAGAGAGUCGGAUCUGGAAGGCCUUGAUGAUCUAGGUACUGUUUACAGCAACAUUGAACAGCAGCUGAAUGAGACGAUGAGGCGCCGCAGACAUGCAGGAGAAAAUGAUUACAACAUUGAGGUGCUGCUGGGCGUGGAUGACUCUGUGGUCCGUUUCCAUGGCAAAGAACACGUCCAAAACUACCUCCUCACCCUAAUGAACAUUGUAAAUGAAAUUUAUCAUGAUGAAUCCCUAGGUGUCCAUAUAAAUGUGGUCCUGGUGCGCAUGAUAAUGCUGGGUUAUGCAAAGUCCAUCAGCCUUAUAGAAAGGGGAAACCCAUCCAGGAGCUUGGAGAAUGUGUGUCGCUGGGCUUGCCAACAACAAAAAUCUGAUCCCAACCACUCUGAACACCAUGACCAUGCAAUUUUUUUAACCAGGCAAGAUUUUGGACCUGCUGGAAUGCAAGGAUACGCUCCAGUCACAGGCAUGUGUCAUCCAGUAAGAAGUUGUACUCUGAAUCAUGAGGAUGGUUUUUCAUCUGCUUUUGUUGUAGCCCAUGAAACUGGCCAUGUGUUGGGAAUGGAGCAUGAUGGACAAGGCAACAGGUGUGGUGACGAGACUGCUAUGGGAAGUGUCAUGGCUCCCUUGGUGCAAGCAGCAUUUCAUCGUUACCACUGGUCCCGGUGCAGUGGUCAGGAGUUGAAAAGAUACAUCCAUUCCUAUGACUGUCUCCUUGAUGACCCAUUUGAACAUGACUGGCCCAAACUCCCAGAACUUCCCGGGAUCAAUUAUUCAAUGGAUGAGCAGUGUCGUUUUGAUUUUGGUGUUGGUUAUAAAAUGUGCACUGCGUUCCGAACCUUUGACCCAUGUAAACAGCUGUGGUGUAGUCAUCCUGAUAAUCCUUACUUUUGUAAGACUAAAAAGGGACCCCCACUUGACGGGACUGAAUGUGCUGCUGGAAAAUGGUGCUAUAAGGGUCAUUGCAUGUGGAAGAAUGCUAAUCAACAAAAACAAGAUGGCAAUUGGGGAUCAUGGACCAAAUUUGGCUCCUGCUCCAGGACGUGUGGGACUGGUGUUCGUUUCAGAACACGCCAGUGCAAUAAUCCAAUGCCCAUCAAUGGUGGUCAAGAUUGUCCUGGUGUUAAUUUUGAGUACCAGCUUUGUAAUACAGAAGAAUGCCAAAAACACUUUGAGGACUUCAGAGCACAACAGUGCCAACAGCGUAACUCCCACUUUGAAUACCAGAAUACCAAACACCACUGGUUGCCAUACGAGCACCCUGACUCUAAGAAAAGAUGCCAUCUUUACUGCCAAUCCAAAGAGACUGGAGAUGUUGCUUCUAUGAAACAGCUGGUGCAUGAUGGAACACGCUGUUCUUACAAAGACCCAUAUAGCAUCUGUGUUCGAGGAGAGUGUGUGAAAGUGGGCUGUGAUAAAGAAAUUGGCUCUAACAAGGUUGAGGAUAAAUGUGGCGUCUGUGGAGGAGAUAAUUCCCAUUGUCGAACUGUGAAGGGGACAUUUACCAGAACUCCAAGGAAGCUUGGGUACCUUAAGAUGUUUGAUAUACCCCCUGGUGCUAGACAUGUGUUAAUCCAAGAAGACGAGGCUUCUCCUCAUAUUCUUGCUAUUAAGAACCAGGCUACAGGCCACUAUAUUUUAAAUGGCAAAGGCGAGGAAGCCAAGUCUCGGACCUUCAUAGAUCUUGGUGUGGAGUGGGAUUAUAACAUUGAAGAUGACAUUGAAACUCUUCACACCGAUGGACCUUUACAUGACCCUGUUAUUGUGUUGAUUAUACCUCAGGAGAAUGAUACCCGCUGUAGCCUGACCUAUAAGUACAUCAUUCAUGAAGAUUCUGUACCUACAAUCAACAGCAACAAUGUGAUCCAGGAAGAAUUAGAUACUUUUGAGUGGGCUUUGAAGAGCUGGUCUCAGUGUUCCAAACCUUGUGGUGGAGGUUUCCAGUACACUAAAUAUGGAUGCCGUAGGAAAAGUGAUAAUAAGAUGGUUCAUCGCAGCUUCUGUGAAGUCAAUAAAAAGCCAAAACCUAUUAGAAGAAUGUGCAAUAUUCAAGAGUGCACACACCCACUCUGGGUAGCAGAAGAGUGGGAACACUGCACCAAAACCUGUGGGAGUUCUGGCUAUCAGCUUCGCACUGUGCGCUGCCUGCAGCCCCUUCAUGAUGGCACCAACCGCUCCGUGCACAGCAAGUAUUGUAUGGGAGAUCGCCCUGAGAGCCGCCGGCCUUGUAACAGAGUGCCCUGCCCAGCCCAGUGGAAAACAGGGCCCUGGAAUGAGUGUUCGGUAACCUGCGGGGAAGGAACAGAAGUGAGGCAGGUCAUCUGCAGGGCUGGAGACCAGUGUGAUGGGGAAAAGCCUGAAUCAGUCAGAGCCUGUCAGCUGCCUUCUUGCAAUGAUGAACCAUGCUUGGGGGACAAAUCGAUAUUUUGUCAAAUGGAGGUGCUGGCACGAUAUUGUUCCAUACCAGGUUAUAAUAAGUUAUGUUGUGAGUCAUGUAGCAAGCGCAGUAGCACCCUGCCACCAUCAUAUCUUCCAGAAGCUGCUGAAACUCAAGAUGAUGCUAUCUUUAACCCUAGUGACCUCCCUAGGUCUCUAGUGAUGCCAACAUCUUUGGUUCCUUACCAUUCAGAGACCCCUGCUGAGAAGAAGACAUCUUUGAGUAGGAUCUCUGCAGUGCAAGGUCCAAAUGCAUAUGCUGCUUUCAGGCCAAACGGUAAACCUGAUGGUGCUAAUUUACCCCAGAGGAGAGCUCAGCAAACAGGAAGUAAGACAAUGAGAAUGGUCUCAGUACCAUCCUCCCCAUCCACCAAGAGUGGCCACCUCAAUUCAUCUUCACAAAUGACUGCUGCUCCCUUCCUUGCAGUCAAUGAUUCAAUAGGUGCUUCUUCUCAGGCAAGAACCUCAAAGAAAAAUGAAAAGAUUAUUGACAAGAGACAUCCCAUAAAGUCAUCCAUGUUAGAAAGAUGAGAAAGUGAACUUAAAAUAAAUCAGAGGAAAACUUGGACAACCUCCCUCUCCCCAUGGUGCAUACAGCUUGUGUAAAGUGGAAGUCUCCGUAGAUUGACAAUUCAUUUAUCUGUAAGUGAAAGAACAAAAAAGUGCUGGUUCACUUUCUAGUUACUUUCAUCCUCCUUUUGUUCUACAUUGACUCAUUAACCAGAAUUCAUUGGAAGAAAGCACCAAAGAUUAUUAAUGGAAGGAAAAUAAGUUGCUAAGUGUGUUGGUCACUUUCUAAAGCAGAAAAGGGACUGGAACCAAUUGUGCAUAUCAGCUGAUUUUUUGUUUUAAAAAAGUUAUGGUAAAAUUUAAAAAGAGGUGCCAAUCGUUUACACUUUUACAAAAUAUUUUGGAAAGGGAGCAAAGAAUCCUUAGACUUGUAUUCUUAUUUAUCUAUAUUAGAAAUAUUGUACGAGCAAAUUUGCAGCUGUUGUGUAAAUACUGUAUAUUGCAGAAAUCAGUAUUAUUUUAAGAGAUGUGGUCUCAAAUGAUUGUUUACUAUAUUACAUUUCUGGAUGUUCUAGGUGCCUGUCGUUAAGUAUUGCCUUAUUUGAUAUUCUAUGAGUUGAUUUUCAAAGCAGAAUAUUGCAAAGAAGUUAAAAUUACAGCUACUGACAAUACAAAGGGUGUUAUUGUAUGGUAUUGUUGAGUCAACAAUGUGAUACCUAAAUUAGAUGGAAACAAAACAGAUAAGCUACAGAUGUAUAGAUUUCAGCUUACCUAUUGCUGUCUACUCUUUAAAUGAGGUGUGGUAGGAUUGAUGUCUUAGUAUAUGUGUAGCCACAGGAAACAGAAGAUAGUAAUAAGACUGUACAUGACAGAAAUGAAACUGUUAUCAGAGCCUCAGUGGUAGGUACCACUGAGGAGUCCUAUGUUCUUAUGUAGAUUUGUAUUUUCCCUUUGCUGACAUAUUAACAGUUAUAAACAAUACACUGUAGUAAUCGCAAGGAAAAAAAAUGUUUGGAGAUAACUUGUUUGUAUGUUAGUAGCUGAGAAAGCAUCAUCCAACUAGAAUUGGCACUCUAGUAGAGUAGGGCUUUGGACUUUGGAAGCAGGUUCAAGAAAGCAUUUGCCAAAAGUUGAGAUAUUUAUUUUCCGCAUGGUUCAUAUCCAGAUGUUCACAACCACAAUGCAUCUGACUGCAAUAAUGUGCUAGUAAUUUAUAUGCCAGUGAUCACCGUGCUCACAGUGAAGCCAGAAAUACUCUCUCCAGGGAGUGGAUGUAAAGUAUUUGUAUAUAGGAUUCAGACCUGAAGAUAUUUAUUAAAAGUUGAUUUUUUUUGGAUAGUAUUUUUAUGUACUAAAUAUUUACACUAAUAUCAAUGACCUAUUUUGGUAAACUAGAGAGACAUAUUUACAGAUGCAUGCUUUGUUUUGUUCAAAGAGGAAAAGUUUAAGCAAACAACAGCAACCAAAUCAAGGAGCUAAAAUUAAGCAAAUGUACUGUUAUGCAAAUAUUUUUCAUUUUGAUUGUAGUUGAGAAAAAGUUGAUAACUUGUUCCCCUUCAAGGAAAUAUAUAAUAGUGUGGACUCAGCUUGCUGUUUAAUGAAAUAAUGAAUUAGAAACCUUUUUAAAUAUAUGUGCAAGAGAUGAGUACUUCAUGAAUUACACUUAAAUAAGAAGAAAGAGAAGUGUUGUCAGCAUAAUAUAUUUGAGGUCAAUGCUUGAACUGUUAACAGUAUAUUAUGCAAACUAAAAUGCAGGUCUGUUCACUCCUGAAAGCACAAAAUGUAUGAGGACUUUUAACCAUUGUAAACUAACCUAUUGACUCUAUACCUCUAAAGAAUCGCUGCUACUUUGUGCAAGACUUUUGAAGAUCAAGUGAAUUUGGAUAAUUACUGAUAGUUAGACAAUCCCUGAGCCUCAAAUAGAAAUGAUCUUUUCUCUCAAAAUUUUCCCAGAAUAAAAUUCUCUCUAGUUUGCUUGCGUGUGCAUACCACAGGAAACUAAGUGUAAAGAAAGAUGUUCACACACACACACCCCUCCCAUAAAGAUGUACAUAUUCAUUAUUCUUUUGACUUUUGAGCUUUCUUUUCUACUAAGCUAAAAAUUCUUUUUUAUCAAAGUGUACACUACUGAUGCUGUUUGUUGUAUUGGGAGCACAUAGCAAUAAAAAUAUUAACAAAAUAUA